This is a messenger RNA of Rotaria socialis, 1077 nucleotides long. NCBI's taxonomy places the organism in Eukaryota, Metazoa, Rotifera, Eurotatoria, Philodinida, Philodinidae. The record is from the annotation of a GenBank genome assembly.
AUGUCUGAAAGCGAUGAACCAAGUAUCACACAUGAUAUCGAUUGGCCGAUGCUUGAUAAAAGUCGAUAUAUACCAUUAAAUAUUCUAUCAACAUUUACUGUUCGUUCACUUCUUUAUCCGUUUACACUUGUUCGUACUCGUCUACAAGUACAAAUACAAUCAACCAUUUAUAAAGGAACAUGGCACGCAUUAACAACAACUGUUCGUCACGAAGGCUUCCGUUCAUUAUACAAAGGUUUUCUUGUUUACAAUUGUCAAUUAUUGCCUGGUUUGAUUUAUAUAACAACAUUUGAAGCAACUCGUUCCCAUGCAAAUAUUUUAAGUAGAAACGAAUAUUUGCGCGCUGGUCUCGCUGGUUCUAUAGCUUCAUUAAUUGCCCAAAUACUUGCUUGUCCAAUCGAUAUUAUAUCUCAGCAUAUGCAACUAGUUGGAUUAACAUCACCAGAAAAAAAGGCGCACACUAAAGAUGGUCUAAAAUCGAUAUCAAACACCGCAGUAGACUUAUCAAAACUGAAACGACGACAGAUUCGUCGGAUACAUGUUCCAAAUGAAAUUCGCAAUAGUAAUUAUCUAAUAUUUAAACAUAUAUGUAGAACUAUACUUUAUGAAAAUGUAUCCGAUACUAACACAUCCCAGUUUAGCUUGAAAGGUUUUUACCGUGGAUAUUUUAUAUCAUCAUUUUUAUUCAGUUUAACAAGUGCCAUUUGGUGGCCGUCAUAUUAUUUUUAUCAAAGGCAAAUGCUUAAAAUUGAAGCCAACUUUUCUAAGUCUAAUAUGUUUCCACUACCAUUACUUGUAAUUCAAUGUGUUGCUGGUCCAUUAUCUUCUCUUACAUCGACAUUAGUUACGAAUCCACUUGAUGUAUGUCGUACUCGUAUACAAGUCGAACAAGAGCGACGAACAGUAAAUCAAAUAAUGCGUGAAUUAUGGCAAGAAGAAAGAUUUCGAGUGUUUACAAAAGGCUUAACAGCUCGACUUUCUCAUUCAUGUGUUUAUUCAUUGUUUAUUAUAUUCGGUUAUGAAACAGUUAAACGAAUUUCAUUGAAAGAAGAAUAUAAAGGACAAGUGAGAUGGUAA